Drosophila bipectinata is the source of this 2341-nucleotide messenger RNA. Its product is annotated as testis-expressed protein 10 homolog. Gene Ontology annotation, cellular component: nucleus; MLL1 complex. NCBI's taxonomy places the organism in Eukaryota, Metazoa, Arthropoda, Insecta, Diptera, Drosophilidae. The record is from RefSeq and is a predicted model, not a curated record.
CCAUCUCUAUAGCUGAAGCACAUGGUGAAUGUUAGUUCUGGGCUUUGGGUGCAAAAUUCAAAAUAAUUUGACCGAUUUGAAACCAAACAAGCCGCCAACAUGGGCGGCCACCACAAGAAGAACCUGCGGGCGGAGAAGGCCAAAGUGAAGCUAAAAGGCGCCAAACUCCCCAAGGGCCUGAACGUGACCAAAACGGACUUCAAGGUGCGCAAGAUCGAGAUUCGGGAGCAGUUAAAGGAGUCCUCAUACACGGAAACCGGUCUGCGGCAGUUCAAUCUCAAGGAGACCCUCUCCCGGUUGAAGCACCACAGCGUCAAGUUCCGUCAGGAUGCGCUGCGUAACGUGAGGGACUCGGUGAAGGCUGGCAAUGCUGAUCACUUGAUCGGCCACCUCAACGACCUGUUCCAGGGAAUUGCUGCCGGUGCACUGGACAUGGAGCGUUCAGCCAGACAGGAAUCGUUCAAGACUCUCGACGUGCUUCUGGAGGCACUGCAGCCAUCGGCAGUGGCUCCCUUCUUCCAUGUGAUCGCCACAUACUUGCGUUGUGCCAUGACCCACGUGCUUCCCGCCAUCCAGGAAGACUCCUUACUAAUGCUAGACGUGCUGCUCCAGCGGGUACCACCGGCUCUUUUGGCGGAGCGCAGUGCCAGCGUCAUCAUCGGCAACUUCAUUGACAUGAUAUCCCGCUCGCGCCACGACAACGAGAAGGCCAAUCGCACACUGACUCUGAAUCUUGGCCAGGGAAAGCAGACCACUGUGAAGUGGCGCACCAAAGUACUGAUCCGCCUGCACCAGAUACUGGGCACUCUGGCUCAUCAAGGCGGCAAGAACCAAAAAUCCGUCCCGAACCGACUGAUAACAUUCGAGGAGCAUCUUCCUCAGUUCUACAAUGUUCUGGCUCCGCAUCGCCAGGACCUGCGAGACCUGCACGCUAUCCUAAACGAAAGCAGCUUAAGCGCCGAGGGCUCCCGUCUGCAGACCUACGUCGAGCAGCUGAUGCCUCUGCUCCAAGACAACUGGCUGGAGGUGCGCCCGCAGAUACAACAGCCACUGCUCUCCCAGGAUGCUGCCGCCAGUCUCCACGUUGUCGUGGGCCUAAUGACCCUGCUGUGGACGCUGAUUGGCCAGCAUGAAGCCGCCAAUAAUACCACCGACCUCAGCGAAUGGCUGAGAACCAACUACGCCAAGAAAUUCCUCCUCAACUUUCUGGACAAGGACGGUAGUCGCUUUCCCUACCAACAGAUCCCUGGCCCGGCUAAGAAGUCUUCGAAGGAAAAGGGUCCAGCCGAUGGUGGGGAGCUCUGCUUGCCGCAAAAUCUCGGCAUCGUCCAGUUAACCUGCCACUUCCACCCCAAUCCUACCCAGAAACAGGCCCAGCUCUUUGGCCACCUUGUGAACUACCUGCAGCAGAGUCUGCAGCAUCUGGGAUCGAUGCCACCAGAACAGCAGCUCCAGCUGGUUGAGGCCCAGCGCCCGCUGCUCCUGGAUAACGCCAGAGUCCUACUGGACAUUGUGCCCGAACCAUUGACCAAUCUACUGACCGCCUCCAUCAAUGCCUACGUGGGACAGAAGUACACCACGCGCGAGGGUGUGGCCUCCCGGGUUCUUAGCCUGUUCUGCGAUAUCAUAGAACGUGCGGAUCUCUAUAACAGCUACGGAGGCGCCGAACGGUUUGGCUCGUUCCUGGUCUACUUGCCUCAACUGCUCCUUAAGCCGACUGUGGGCGAGGGAACGCUGCGCGCCAUGGCCACUCUGUGCCGGCAGCUAAACGCACUCUUCAUGUCCGCCCUGAUCCAGGCUGCCCCGGAAGUGGUCGACCACCUGGGAAAAUUGCAAGUCACCGGCGACGCGGAGGACGAGGACAAGUUUGAGAACCAGAAGCGCGUCCUCAAUCUCUUCUACUACGCGAGGGACUUGGACAAGCACCGCAAACUGGAGCAGGCCCUAAGGAAAGUGGAGCAAGACGGAAGCCAAGAAGCCGCCAGCUAUCUGAAGGCGGUGUUGAGCUUCAAUUAGGAAGAUAAUUUUAGAUUUUAAGUGACUGUAACUAUCUUAGUUUCUAGGUUUAAGGUUGGCUUAAGACUUGUAUGUGGAACUCCCGCAUAUUCCAGGCUGUCAGUCGUGCAACAAACAAAGCAAAUAGCUUUCGUAGAUUAAUUAUCCUUAACCUUUUCAUAGAAUAUAGUUUAAUCCUACUCUUUUAUGUGGAACUCCCGCAUAUUCUGGCUGUCAGCCGUGCAACAAAUCAACAAAGAAAGCAACUAGCUUUCUUAGAUUAAUUAUCCUUAACCUUUUCAUAGAACAUAGCUUAAUCCUACCCUUAAGGACCCUGUAUAUAAAA